Penicillium oxalicum is the source of this 642-nucleotide messenger RNA. Its product is annotated as H(+)-transporting V1 sector ATPase subunit E. The transcript is spliced from 2 exons. Gene Ontology annotation, biological process: proton transmembrane transport. Gene Ontology annotation, molecular function: proton-transporting ATPase activity, rotational mechanism. Gene Ontology annotation, cellular component: proton-transporting two-sector ATPase complex, catalytic domain. Lineage: Eukaryota; Fungi; Ascomycota; Eurotiomycetes; Eurotiales; Aspergillaceae. The coding region runs from base 1 to 642 and encodes 213 amino acids. The record is from RefSeq and is a predicted model, not a curated record.
AUGACCGCGUUCAUCCGGCAGGAGGCUCUCGAGAAAGCCCGAGAGAUCCAGCUGAAGGCCGAUGAGGAGUUCGCGAUCGAGAAGUCGAAGCUCGUGCGCCAAGAGACUGCCGCCAUCGACACCCUCUACGAGAAGAAGUUCAAGCAGGCCGCCAUGUCCCAGCAGAUUACUCGCUCGACUCUCUCUAACCGAACACGUCUGCGUGUGCUGGGUGGUCGUCAGGAGCUUCUGGACGAGCUCUUCGAGAAGGCCCGUGAGAAGAUCUCGACCGUGGCUGCCAACGACAAGAAGAAGUACCAGACGAUGCUGGAGGGGUUGAUCCUGGAGGGCUUCUACUACUUGAACGAGGAAUCUGUGGAAAUUCGCGCGCGAAAGCAAGAUACCGAUGCCGUGAAGAAGGCCAUCGAAGGAGCCGCGAAGGAGUUCAAGAAGAAUGUCGGCAAGGAAGUGACUGCAACUGUCGACGAGUCCGAGCCAUUGCCUGAAGCUUCCGCUGGCGGUGUGGUGAUUGUUGGAGGCAAGGGCAAGAUUGAGAUUAACAACACAUUCGAAGAGCGUCUGCGCCUUUUGGAGAUUGAUGCUCUACCCGCUGUGCGCGAGACGCUUUUUGGAAAGAAUGCCAACCGCCGCUUCUAUGACUAG